Molecule: messenger RNA, 2571 nt
Organism: Caenorhabditis angaria
Lineage: Eukaryota; Metazoa; Nematoda; Chromadorea; Rhabditida; Rhabditidae
Source: the annotation of a GenBank genome assembly
AUGUCAUAUCGCCGUGCAGAAAACGAACCAUACUUCAAAAUUCCCGAUACAACCAGACCUAGUUCGCGAUUCGACAGAUCUAGUAGUAAACUAUAUUCUAGAGGUAAAUAUUUGGAUUUUACUUUUUUUGUUAAUACUGUAGCUUUUUCAGAUGACAUGAUAAAAGUUCGCAGGAGUAUCUCAAGAAUGGAUCAAUCAUCAUUUCUCAAUGGGACUAAUUGUGAUGUCACACUCAAUUUGCUUAACAAUACUACAAGAGCUACUAAGUUAGUUGUAAAGAUUAAGAGAAAAAUAUUUGGUUGAUAUACGACUUUUCAGCUCGAUUUACGAGGAUGAGUUUACUCGAUUACAAGGAGAAAAGAGUGUUUUGUUAGGGGAUGUUCGACAAACCAGUGAGAAUUGGUCGGUUUUUUUCAGCUGACAACAAGAAAUAUUUCAGAACUCGAUAAUCAAAUAAACAUCUACAUAAAUCGUCGUCCAUUGAACAAUAUGAAAUAUAAACUCACGGAUCAUUGGGUUCCAUUUUCAGAUGGUUGGGAAAUUUGGGUCCCCGAUGCGAUUUCACGUAUGAUUUUCAUAUAAUUUUUUCGCUCAAAAUAUCACAAAAAUUGCUAAUUUUUCAGAUGAAGAGGCACUUUUGCGCGCCGAGAGUUUUUUGGAGACAAUAAAACGAUUAAACUGGCAAAAAUCGGAUAUUUUCUUGACCGAAUUGAUGGCUGCAAAUCAUUGUAAAACAUGCAAUUUUGAAACUUCUCGAAGUGUUGAGAUUUUGGCUCAUUUUUUGUCACAAGGACAUAUUAAUAAGGUGAGAUUUUCAUAGCAAACAUUUCAAGAAAAACAAUACAAAACUUUUUUUGCAGAUUUACAGAAACAAAAAAGCAAUCUCGAUUCUCGAUGUUUUGGUUCUCGAAAAAAUGAUCGCAGAAAUCAUGAAAAUGCGAGAAAUUUGCGAAGAGUUGCCGAAUCCACCAAUGGGUUAUCAAAAAUAUGAUGGAGUUGAUGAUUUUUUCGAAUCCGCAUCAGCUGUAAAUUAUUUCGAUAGUUUGAGAAGUUUGACAACAUUAACUGGAAAACUUCCAUUGAUGAAUGAAAUGGUAAAAGGACAAAAAUGUGAAUGUGAGGCUUUUUUAUUUGUUAAAAAAUAAUAAUUACAUUAAUCGAGUGUUUUUUUUCAGACGUUGAAACUGUUUUGACUUUGGAAAAACUCCACAAACAGUCUUCAACUUUACCACGGCUCACAUUGAUUCAACCGAUUGUCAAUGAAAAAUCGAUUUAUUGUUGUGGAGUGUGCGGUGCCAAUGUCGAAAUUUAUCAAUUGAGAUCUUUUUUUGCGCAUAUUUUCACACGAGAACACUUGGCACAGGUUUGAAAUUCGAAAAUUCGAAGAGAAAACAGAACCUGUUUUCCAGGUUUAUACAAAUGGUUUGAAUCGAAACGAAGCUGAAUAUUGGUUUGAUUUCUGUCAAUCAACUUCGACCGAAUCAAAGCCAAAAAAUUUGCCAGAUUCUCAUAGAAAAGGUGAGAUUCUUUACGAAAUUUCAAAUUAAAAAACAAAAUAAAACGAUGAUUAUUUUUAGAAAAUCUUCAAAUAGAAAGAUGGCCACUUUGUGUUGCUGAAAAUCCAGUCGAUGAUGAUUUGGUGUUUGAACGUAAUAAUUUUAAUUCUUUUUAUAUUAAAAAAGUCGGAGUUUUUAGGUCAUCAAAAGGACGAAGUUGUUCGAGUUGUCAAAUCGCUUUUCAAAAAUAAAUGUUUGAUGCACGAUAAAGUUUUCAAAAACAUGGUAAUUUUUAAAAUUUUCAAUUUUUUAAUAGUUCAUUAGAUCUCAUUUUUCCAGCUUUAUUGUCAAUGGUGCAACGUGGAUCUAUCAACAAAACUUCAUUUCAUCGAACACGUCGUUUAUUCAGAAAAACAUUUGAAACAUGUGGGUUUUUUAUGAUGGAAAAUUUGAACUUCUUCAAUUAAUUUAAUAUUUUUUUAGCUGCCAGUCUACUUCGUUGAUGAUUUUCGUUAUAUUUUGAUUUUGGGUGGAGUCAAUGUAUCAGCGCCACUUUUAUCGAUUCCAAAUGGUCCUGUGUUGGGAAGAAAUCAAAUUGUUAAUGGUGGGGAUUCAGAAAAUUUUGUAACCAAUUUUUUUGUUUUUGAAGAAUCUAAAGUUCCAAGUCUCAUUGUUGAGUUCAAGAGAAUGAUUGCUCGUGAACCAUAUGAAAAAUUGUGCCUGAAUGAGAAAAUUGCGCUGGUGGUGAGUUCAAAAAAUGAAACUUUUUCAAAAUUGAUUGACAGUCUGUGAAAUUUAACGGCGAACACAAAAUGGUUGUUUUUUCAUUGAGUGUUUUCAGUUCCGAAAAAGCUUUUCUCUGUGUUUUCCAGAAUUAUUGUGAAUUAUGUGAAGUGAAGCUGGAAUAUGUGGAUCAUGUUAUCGGUCAUCUGAAGAGCGACGAACAUUGGGACAAUGUAGGUUUUUUAGAAGGAAAUUUCUUUUUAUUCUAUUUUUUUUCUUCUUCUAGAACAGAUAUUCUCGCCGAACCUAUUAUGACUUCCAAUUUUGGUUCAGAGAUAGCAGUGGCCGUUAA